Molecule: messenger RNA, 438 nt
Organism: Miscanthus lutarioriparius
Lineage: Eukaryota; Viridiplantae; Streptophyta; Magnoliopsida; Poales; Poaceae
Source: the annotation of a GenBank genome assembly
AUGCCCUUUGACUCUCUUAUCAGGCACCUACUUGCUGGCAAGAUACUAAAGCAUAGAAUCAUUAGGGCCAACAAGUGCCCUUUGUUUCUACUGUUGGCACCAUUUAUUAGUGACGAGCAUGGAAUAGAAGGUAGGCUUUACUUCAUGCAGAAAGAUUGUAAUGUGCUGGAUGAUGAGUUUUGCCUUGCUGUGUCGCUACAGCUUUCCGAGAGUACAGACAUAGUUGGGGUUGCAAUUCAGUGCUUACAGCUGUUUGCCCCUCUUUUCAUGUCUAUGGUUGAAAACAUUAGGAAAGAACUUAUGCAACUACCUACUCAAGACUUCUCGUGGGUACCAAAUUAUGUUGAUUCACGCCAGCCAAAAUUUUGGGACAAUGUUAACAAAUUUGGCACUCAAUGGUUUCGCUCAAACCCAUUGUGUUGCAAAUUAAGGGCAUGA